Symbiodinium sp. CCMP2592 is the source of this 6540-nucleotide messenger RNA. The record is from the annotation of a GenBank genome assembly. Lineage: Eukaryota; Dinophyceae; Suessiales; Symbiodiniaceae.
AUGCUGACGCUUUGGAACUCAGGGCCUCUUUUCGUAAUCGCUUUGCUGAUUUUGCGGUUGCUGAGUCAGAUGCAGAGGCAGCUUUUGAGCCCAGGAGUAAACUUCGCCGUGCUUCCAGCGGAGAACAAUCGUGGCAGCUUGUACCGCAGGAUCAGCCGGUGGGGCACAACGGGCGCCAGCCUACAGUUGCUCGGCUCCGUAUCGCUUUCCCUGGCAACGCCGAGACCAGUUCAGCCCUCAACAACAGCUUUGCGAGCACCUUCAGAGUUACACCCGCCUGCCUUUCGUGAGCCGGUCGCCGGCUUGGUCACCAGCAAGGAUAACCAUCAGGCGUGCGAUGAACGCAACAAGGUCCUUUUCGAUCAGCUUUGUGCAUCGCAUGGUGCCUACAGUGAGGUGCUGCAACAGCUUUCAGGGAGUCGCGAGGGCGCGGUGAUCAAGUCUCGGCUGCUUAGCAAGGUCAGUGACACCACGGCGGCCCGCUACCUUCGCUCAGUCCAGCUUUUCUUUUGUGCCUUUGAGGAGCUGGGUGGCAACAUGGAGUCCAUCGACCAAGGUCUCUUUCUUGAUGCUUUCUUCGCUUUAUCCCGAGGCUUCGAACCAGGCCCCCUUUCCAACAGCAUCAAUGUGCUCAAGGCGCUGCGCUGGUACAAGAAGCUUCUUUCACUUUCAUGCCUCCCAGACCUGUACGGCACCGCUUUCAGUCUCCUCUCCAACCCGUCUGGCCAGGAGAAACGAGAGAGCAUACCACUGCCGCUUUCUUUUGUGGCCUUCCUUGAGCGCACCCUGCUUUCAGGCACAGCCAGCUUGAUGGACAACAUCUGGGCGGGGUCGUUCUUAGUGGCAAUCGGCGCGAGCCUCCGCUUCGCGGACGCCCAGCACGUCCGCUGGAGCUCACUUUGUGUGAGUCAUUUCACUUUAAGGGGAAUAUGCUACAGAACCAAGACCACCAAAGGCGGAUGCCCCUUUGGUCUUCUCAGCUUCGGCCCCUUUUCGUCCGCUGAGGAAUGGGGGCUGACUUGGCUCCCCCGCUGGCUUGGAGCAUUGGACAAGGUCUGGUCCGACCUCCGCUCCCGCUUUGGGGCCCAGCCGGAGCCAGACUGCAUGUUUUUCCUCUUAAGUGAUGUAGGCUUUGCUCCGGCCACUUAUUCACAGGCCCUUCAGAAGUUGCGCCACUGGCUGACGCUUUCAGGGAUAGAGCCGCACCAAGCUUCUCAAUAUACGCUUCACAGCUUGAAGACGACCUUCCUUUCGUGGAUGUCUCAGCUUUCUAUCCCACUGGCGUCCCGCUUUCUCCAGGGACAUCAUAAAACCCCUGGCUCUGCCCAGCUUUAUUCACGGGACGACGUAUGGCCAGCCCUGAGAGCGCAGCUUCUUUUGUGGCGGUCGAUCCACUCCGGCUUCCGUCCUGCCAGGCCGCAACACCGAGGUGGACAAUCACCGCUUGCCGAGCCCCUCUUCGAGACGGCGGGGUUCCAAUGGGACGCAUUCCUCCCGGACCUUACAUGUUUCUCGCUUGGCAGUGAUUUCCAAUCAUUCCUGGCCCUGGAACAACAGGUCGACCACUUCGAGGACUCAGAUGCUGAUGAUCCAGGCCCGGCUCGCGCUUCAGCGAUGGUCGCCUCCACUUUGGAGGUCGACCCCACAUGGCAAGAUGAAACGAGCGAGGGGCUUAGUGUGUCGCACGAGGUGCGGUAUCUGCUAGGAGCAUCCGGGGUGGCACACUUCAGCAUCUCCCACCCCGGCUCCCGCAUGACCUGCUUGGCGUGCAAGGAUGCCCACUAUCAGCUUAUGAAACAUAAUCCCGCUUUACUUCCAGCGUGGGUCAUGGCCAAAUUGUCCCCCGACUACGUGUUCAGCCUCCUCAAAAGCAUGAACGAGGAUGAGAAGGCCCACUUUUUGAGGCGAAUGGAAGGAGAACCGCUUCUUCCUUCCACAACGCCGGCACCCGCUUUGGCAGCAGCACCUUCGGAGCAGCCUGCUUCGAGUACCGUGGUCGACCCCAUAGGGGACUUUAUUGCUGCCGAAGAUUACGGGACACCGGCCGCUUCUACGUCUUCUCCCUCGCCUGCUGCACCCACUUUGGAGGCACCAGCGGAGCCUAAAGCAGCCACCAGUGGUGAGCGCGCCCCCACGGGAGCCACUUCAGCUGCUCAGGGAGACGAGGCCAACGCCGAGGCCACGGGUGACGGGGUCACGAACGCCAAACGCUGGCAACGUGAACCCGAAGUCAAGGAACCGCCGCCGCGACCUCCUUCAUCGCCCGCUUUGGCGUCGACCACUCCAAAGGCCGGGGCACCGCUGCUGAAGUCGAAGAGCAUGGCUACGCCCGCUCCACCCGCUUCGGCGGCCACUACGCCCCCGGCGGCUAAGCCCAGCGCCCCUCCCGCUUCCAAGGCCCCGCCACCGCCGCUUGUGGAGGAGGGCACCACGGGCGGAAGCUCGGGAAACACAGGGCAACAGCCGCCCGCUUCAACACCACAGCGCGAGAUAGCCCCGCUUCUCGCUAGUGACGCCCCAGCUUCCCGAUUGGGACACACUAUCUAUGAUAGCGAAGGCCGGGCCACUUUGCAGCUGGUUCAAUUGUGGGCAUGCCGCCGCCAGUGUUCCCAAUGCGCUCAGGGACACUGUCAGGCGACAUUCAGCGACAGAUCCAACAGCUUCCACGUGAACCACUUAUGCAGAGACUGCAAACGCGCUCGUGGGCGUGAGCGCCAGGAGGCCACUUCACAGUGGAACCACGGCCAAGAUGAGUGGGGCCAGAGCCAGACCGCUUGGGAGGACUCGCCCGCUUGGAGCUCCUGGAACUGGUCUGGUCUCUUCACCAUGGCCGACUUCGCGCAGCUCGUAUCGGACUGCAACGUGCCUCCUGCGGUGGCCUCUUUGCUCUCGGCGUUUGACACUGCUUUGUACGCACGUGCUUGCACCACUUCGGCAGAGCUAGAAGAAUUGGUCAACCACUUUAUGGCCGAAGCCUCGGUCACAGAAGCAGCGGAACGCUUCAUCACCAAAGCGUCGCUGCGCUUACUCUUCUUCAAGUGUCGACAGUCAGAGGGCAUGGCAUCCUUAGAAGCCACGUCCAGCGCUGCUCUCCCGCUUGGAGAAGCGCCUUCAACGGCUGUGCCAACCGCUCCAGCCGCAGUCCCGCUUUCCAGCUCAUGGCAGGAGGCCUGGCCUGCAAAACUCAGCGGCGAACGCACCGCAGCGCUUAGGAAAAGGUUCGAGGAGGAUUACCCCACUGAACUCCUCGAUGCCGAGAGCUUUCCGAGCGCCCGCUUGUUGGCCCUUACCAGGCCCAAGAAACAGGCCCGCUUUGACCUCGCGGAGUUCUUCUUCGACGAGGCUCCGACCCGGGAUAUACAUGAAGGCCCCGCUUCUUUCAGCUUCGUGACACAGCUUCUCUCACUUGCUGCGAACGCGAUCGCAUUAUGCCAGGGGGCACACCUAGGCUCCCUUAAACUCUACAACAAAAAGUUCACCCGCAUUUGCUUCACCAAAUACGAGGCCUCCGCCAGCCUACGGGGCCCCACUACGAUGGAAGCCCAGGCAGCUGAUCGCCGAUGUUGGGAAAUCAUCGCCGACUUAGUCAAUGUGCAUCAUUGGAAGCUAGAUGAUGCGCUUCACGAGGUGGCGGAGGUGCGAUCUGAUUUGCACAGCUUACUUGCGCCCAGGCCAUUCAUACCCAAACCCAAGAACGACCCGGACAACAGCUGGAAGGCCGGCUCCAAAGGCAAUGGCCGUGGAGGCAAAGGCGGGGGCCGUGGCGGCAAAGGCCGCGAUGGCAAAGGCGAGAAGGGAGAGCGCUUCGAGCGAGGCGGCAAAGGUGGCAAAGGCAAGGACAACAAGCAGGCGACGCCUCCCGGAAAAUGGCUUUCAACCAUCUUCAUGGAUGGCAAGCGCCAGACUCUUUGCAUGCGUUACCAGAGCGGUCAAUGCAAGGACCCAGCCACGUGCCGCUAUUUGCACAGAUGCGCAGUGCCCAAGAGUGAAACCCACUUCAGCGACCAGCGGGACAUCGCUGAGGAGGUCACAGUUGUCCCGCUUUCAGUGCCUGCUCAACCAUCAGGUUCAGCAGGGGCAACCUCGGCACUGCCCAAGGCUAGUGCCCCAGUAUCCAGUGCAUCUUUGGCAAUCAGUGAAGGCUCCCUCGACUUCGCUACCUGCUUGGAGCUUUUAGCGCAGUACUUUUCCAUUCCCUUCAUUGAUGCCGCAGGCCCCACCGACAAUGCCAUUGACGCUUCCGGAGCAUAUUUCAACCUGGGAGCUUUCUCCUUUGACAACGGCACCAGGUCGGGGAUAUUUCAGCGCACUGAACAAUUUUCCGAUGUACUUCGUUUCUUGAACGCUUUCAUGCAGCUUCAGUUCCCGGGUGCCUCUUGGAGCUCCUUGUGCGUGAGUCACAAUGUUCGUACUCGCGUACAUACGGAUGCUGGCAACGCUUCAGGAACACUCAAUCACACAGUUUCACUCGGCAAUUUCAGCGGAGGUGAGGUCUGGAUUAACCCAGCUUUGGACCCUUCGGCUGCCAACGUCCCGGCCCCCUUGGAGGCCUCAUCCGAGGCCCACAGAGCCGACAAUGCAGGCAAAGGUGAACUGCGCGACACCUGGCAUUCACCGCUUUCCUUUAGCUGUGAAUCCCUCCACUGCACGAUGCCAAUCCAAGGAGACAGGUGGGUAUUGACUGCCUACACUUGCAGGAACCUGCACAGCUUCGACACGAAGUCGCUGGCACAUUUAAGGUCACUGGGGUUCCCAUUGCCUCCGGUACCUACAUCACUUCCUCAGGCUACACCCCCUGAACUGAAGGACAACACGCACGUCGAGAUCUUCCUAGAUAUCUGCUGUGGUGCCUCUCACCCACUUACCACGGCGAUCUCAUCAUGUGGCAUCAUAUGUUUGCCCAUUGAUCUGCUUGGUGAGGAGCAGCUGGACCUCUUGCACGACGACACGUACGACCACCUCCUUCGGUUAUGCUUCUCAGGCAUUGUACGCUUUGCUCAUGGCUCUCCGCCAUGCAAAGAGUAUUCCCGCUUGAAGCUACGCCCCGGGGGACCAGCUGCUAUCCGAUCCCCGGAGCAUCUCAACGGGUUGCCGGGCAACACGUCCUCACAGCAGGAACGCGUGUUAAGCAGCCAGAAGCUUCUGUACCGCUGUGUAUGCCUGCUUCGAGCCGCUUUCAACUCAGGUGCACAUGUGUCUUUGGAACAGCCCACGAACGCGAUGUCUUGGCUUGAACCAUUCGUACAAGACAUGCUCGCUGAGAUACAAGCUUCACUGGUUAACAUCCCGGCAUGCUCAGUUGGCCAGAACGUAGCCAAAUCUUGGCUUUUCGCAUGCAGCUUCGAUGACAUGCGGGCCUUGGCAGGUACAUGCUCUCAUUCAGAGGGCCACCCCUCUAUGGCCGGCGUCAGGGACGAGCUUGGCAACUUUUUGUCACAGCGUACCGCGGAGUACCCGGCCCAGUUAGCAAACCGCUUUGCUCAGCAGGCGGCUCAACUUUUCUCGUCACGCCGGCCCUCUCACAGUGUUCCAACUUGUUCUUUGGCUUUCGCACUCUCUUCGAUCCCCAAGAAGCCCCGGGCAGUGACACCUACAGCGUCACAGGAUGGAGGUGGCAUCUACUCCUUGCCGGACUGGUCAAUGGGUAUCCACACAUACUUGGACGACAAGCUGCGCUUCACUGGGACACCGCCGGGCACCAGCAUUUCUGAGGGGUCCACUUUGCUUUCAGCCCGGCACAAAACUCUACACAGCAAGAAUGAUCUCGCUUUGGUCCCGGUAAGCACAAAACGCAUGUGGCUUCGUGUUACAGACCCCACUUCUUCGAAGCGACGCCUUUCGGAGGCCAGCAGAGAAACACUUUCCUUCUUUGCCCACUUGAGCUCCAGGGAAUGGCGUCCUCGACCACUCCGACCACCACCUACCAGUUCGGUGGAGUCAGCAGCCGAUGCAUUCGGCAAGGGCAACGACUGUGGCGUUGGAGGUUGGCUACGGCUCCCAGGCGGCAGACUGCUUUGGUUUGCUCAUCGCUACACCGUGCAGGACUUUCUGGAGCUUGGUCUGCCCAUGCAACCCGAUGCCAACCUGGACAUCUCCAGCUACGAGACGCUUGCGCAAUGCUAUGUGCUUCUCGCUUUCUGGAAGGCCCAUGGAUCUGGUCGCUUGGCUUUGACAUUACCAGCUUUGAGCGAUAAUAGUGGUGCUGAGUCGGUGUGUAACAAGCUUUACACCUCUAAAGUACCACUUAAUCUUUUUGUCCGCAAGCUCUCCAUGUGGAGCUCUAUUACCGGUGUCACUUUGGACUGCAGCCACAUCGCUGGCGAGAAGAACCACGAUGCAGACCUGCUUUCGCGGUGGGACGGUUGCACGGAACUUCCUGACAAGUUCUUGCCAUCAAACCGCAUCGAGCUCUACCUUUCUGAGUUCUGGCAGAUCCGCUUUCAGGUGAAACUCUUUCCAGCUGACACAUUUUUGAAGUGGCAGCUUCCAUCAGCCACCAGGUUGGGCCCGACAGACCGAGGCUCCAACAAGCGGAAGUAG